Messenger RNA from Hypoxylon trugodes, 966 nucleotides. Its product is annotated as carbohydrate esterase family 1 protein. The record is from RefSeq and is a predicted model, not a curated record. Gene Ontology annotation, molecular function: feruloyl esterase activity. Lineage: Eukaryota; Fungi; Ascomycota; Sordariomycetes; Xylariales; Hypoxylaceae. The transcript is spliced from 2 exons. Bases 1 to 966 code for a protein of 321 amino acids.
AUGGUUUCCCUAUCGCUUCGUUCGCUUGCCCUCGUCUCUCUUACCAGCUCGCUCGGGUUAUCACAACCCCUAAAACGAACUGCUGGUUGCGGUCAAGACCCGUCCAUCACACGAGGAGAUUUCAAGAAUUUUACUACGUCGGAAGAUCGUGAAUAUCGAGUUUGGCUGCCGGCGAACUACGACUCCGAUACAGCGACGCCACUUAUUCUCAGCUAUCAUGGUGCCAAUAAGGACAUAACGUAUCAAAUCAGCCUGGAUGAACUAACCGACCCAUUCUUCAACAAGGAUCACAUCGUGGUAUAUUUACAGGGCCUAGUGGGAGAAUCAUCUGGCCACACGGAAUGGGAAGGGGCUCCAGGCGCCAAGUCGAACGACAUAAAAUUCACAAACGACGUACUCGACGCCGUGUCAAAGGACCUAUGCGUAGAUGAGACGCGCAUAUUCGCAACGGGAAAAUCGCAAGGAGGAGGAUUUGUCGGGCGGCUCGCGUGCGAUCACGGCUUGUCAAGCCGAAUUGCGGCCUUUGCCCCUGUAUCUGGAGCGUACUACAUAAAACAAAUUAACAAGUCGUCGGAAUGCCACCCGGAAACAGUGAACGUCCCCUGCGACGCCUCACGCACCGAUAUUCCCAUCAUGGCGUUCCAUGGUGGUGCUGAUACCACUAUUAGAUACCACGGGGACUUCCGAUCUGGAGCUUGCUUGCCCGAUGUGAGUUCUUGGGCCCGGCAGUGGGCGCUGAGAGAUGACUUGAGUGGAACACCGGCCAAUUCGUCGAUCGCAGAUUCAGACAAUGGUGUGGUCAUGAGCUAUGGUGGUGGUUUGGUCACCUUGGUAUAUGACGGUAACAAUAUUGCUCAUGAUUGGCCGUCCACGGUAGAGAAUGGUGACAACGAUGGGAAAGUAUUGGCGGCGUUCAAUGCCAGUACGCGCAUUAUGGAGUUCUUCCGAGGUCAUACACUACCAUAA